This is a messenger RNA of Zea mays, 1813 nucleotides long. RefSeq lists its product as uncharacterized. The transcript is spliced from 6 exons. The record is from RefSeq and is marked provisional. Gene Ontology annotation, molecular function: orotidine-5'-phosphate decarboxylase activity; orotate phosphoribosyltransferase activity. Gene Ontology annotation, biological process: 'de novo' UMP biosynthetic process; 'de novo' pyrimidine nucleobase biosynthetic process. NCBI's taxonomy places the organism in Eukaryota, Viridiplantae, Streptophyta, Magnoliopsida, Poales, Poaceae. The coding region runs from base 73 to 1503 and encodes 476 amino acids.
CCCUCCCCAGUCGAUCACCAAACCUCAGUCCAAACUCCAAACCCCCGCCGCAUCAGAAAAAAACCCUAGGCCAUGGACGCCGCGGCGCUGGAGUCGCUCAUCCUGGACCUCCACGCCAUCGAGGUCGUGAAGCUGGGCUCCUUCACGCUCAAGUCCGGCAUCAAAUCGCCCAUCUACCUCGACCUCCGCGCGCUCGUCUCCCACCCGCGCCUGCUCUCCGCCGUCGCCUCGCUCCUUCACGCGCUCCCGGCCACGCGCCCCUACGGCCUCGUCUGCGGUGUCCCCUACACCGCGCUCCCCAUCGCCGCCGUCCUCUCCGUCGACCGCUCAAUCCCCAUGCUCAUGCGCCGCAAGGAGGUCAAGGCCCACGGCACCGCCAAGUCCAUCGAGGGCUCCUUCAGCCCCGGGGACACCGUCCUCAUCAUCGAGGACCUCGUCACCAGUGGCGCCUCCGUGCUCGAGACCGCCGCCCCGCUCCGCGCCGAGGGGCUCGUCGUCGCCGACGCCGUAGUCGUCGUCGACCGCGAGCAGGGUGGCAGGGAGAACCUCGCCGCUAAUGGGAUCACGCUGCACUCGCUCAUGACCCUCACGGAGGUGCUGGCCGUGCUGCUCAAGCACGGGAAGGUGACCGAGGAGAAGGCGCAGGAGGUGAGGCAGUUCCUCGACGCCAACAGGAAGGUGGCGGUGCCUGGGGCAGCACCUGUUACACCCAGGGUGCUCAGAAAGACAUUUUCGGAGAGGGCGAAUCUUGCCACCAACCCUAUGGGGAAGAAGCUCUUCGAGCUGAUGGAGACCAAGCAGACCAACCUGUGUGUUGCCGCUGAUGUCGGGACAACAAAGGAACUCCUUGAGCUGGCUGACAAGGUCGGCCCUCAAAUUUGUAUGUUGAAAACCCAUGUGGAUAUAUUAUCUGAUUUUACCCCAGAUUUUGGCUCUAAGCUCCGCUCGAUUGCUGAGAAGCACAACUUUUUGAUCUUCGAAGACCGCAAGUUUGCUGACAUUGGAAAUACAGUAACCAUGCAAUAUGAAGGAGGAAUAUUCCGCAUAUUGGAUUGGGCCGAUAUUGUUAAUGCGCAUAUAGUACCUGGACCUGGAAUCGUAGAUGGCUUGAAGCUGAAGGGUUUGCCUAAAGGAAGAGGGCUACUUCUGCUCGCUGAGAUGAGCUCUGCCGGCAACCUUGCCCAUGGAGAUUACACUGCUGCUGCCGUAAAGAUUGCUGAGCAACAUUCUGAUUUUGUGAUGGGAUUUAUAUCAGUAAAUCCUGAGUCUUGGUCAGUAAAACCAUCAAGCCCUGCAUUUAUCCAUGCCACGCCUGGAGUUCAGAUGGUCGCAGGAGGAGAUGAUCUUGGGCAACAAUACAACACUCCCGAAUCUGUGAUAAACUACAGGGGCAGUGACAUAAUCAUAGUUGGCCGUGGGAUUAUAAAGGCGAGCGAUCCUAUGAAGAAGGCGUGGGAGUACCGCUUGCAAGGGUGGCAGGCAUACAAGAACAGCUUGCUAUGAAGGAAGGGGGGCGCCAUGAGCAUCCCCAAGUAUAAGGGCGAAUCCAGUCAGUUUGGCGAAAUAAGCGCAUGCGGAAAGGUUUUCCUGCAGUUGAGUCAGGACCUAAUUGACAUCAGAUUCACUGCAGAGGAGACUCAUGCCCCAUCAUCGUUUCUGUUACAAUAAUUUCCUCUCGGUUUACCCUGUUCUUGCUGGUUGAGUUAGGCACGUUGUGAUGCCUGUGCGCGGUUAAAUCGUCUUACUGCCAUGCCACUUGAGGUUUGGACUCUUGAGCAAGCAAUUUUAUCGAUGCCGAGAAUUGUAUGACUCU